CCAAAAAAAAAACAAAAAGACAAAAAUAUUUAUUAAAACAAAAAAAGAAAAAAAAAACAAAUAAUCGUCUUGUUCUGUUCUAUUAUAACUUUUCAUUUUAAAUAAGAAAAUGGCGAAAAAUUUACUAGCAAUAUGUCUGGUGUUUAUGGUUGCAUCAAGUGUGGUGUAUGAAGUGCAAGGAACUUUCUUAUUAAAGUUAUACUUGAGGACGAGGUUUCCCAGACGUUGUAUGGACUUUGCGCCUUUUGCUGCCAAGGGUAUGUUGAUGCUCUUGAGCAACCUUCAAGAUGGAUGUCCCGCAACUAGAGAGUUCAAGGAAUUCUUUUCAAGGUUCAAGUCUUACAUAAGCUUUAUCAUCUCGGCAUCGUCCUCAACGAAAAACAUUGAUACGGAGAUUGAUGGGAGAUGUGAAUUACUUGCCAAGGCUAUGUCUGCAUUGAGUGGUAGUACAAGCAGUAAAACAUCGUCGGAUUUAAAAAUGACCAUGCUGUCAAUGGGAAAGACUUUGGUUGAGCAGAAGAGGCAAGGUUCAACGAUACUGUCAUUUCAACAAAAGAAAGAAUUGCUUAAGGCUUUUGUAGAUUGGAUUCGACUUGUUUUUACAUUCGUAAAGAGUGUCGCGGAGCAGAAAGGAAAGACGAUUGAUGAGUCAUCUUACGGUCUUGAUGUCGAUGUUAAUUCCAGCAUUGGAAGUGGAAGCGAUAGUGAUGAUGAUUCAUCCGAUAGUGAGGGUUCCUCACCUCAAGCUGGAACUCCCACUCCAACCACUCCCAGCACUCCCAGCACUCCCAGCACUCCCACUCCCACAACUCCCACUCCCAGCACUGAAACUGGAUCCUCACCUCAAGGUGAAACUCCCUCUCCAACCACUCCCACUCCCACAACUCCCACUCCCAACACCGAAACUGGAUCCUCACCUCAAGGUGAAACUCCCGCUCCAACCACUCCCACUCCCACAACUCCCACUCCCAGCACCGAAACUGGAUCCUCACCUCAAGGUGAAACUCCCACUCCCACAACUCCCACUCCCAGCACUCCCAGCACUCCCACUCCCAGCACUCCUACUCCCACUCCCGCUACUCCCACUCCCACCACUCCUACUCCUUCAACUUCAGACAGUCCGAGUGGAAAAACCUCUGAAAAAGGAAGCGAGAGUUCUAGCGGAGGUGCUUCAACAAAGGAAGAAUCCAACAGUCAAAGUGGAACUCCCACUGGCACCCCUUCUGGUUCGACUCCUACUGAUAGUGAAACCUCUGCUCAAGGAAGUGCUACUUCUCAAAAGAAAGAAUCCAGCAGUGUGGAAUCCAACAGUCAAAGUGGAACUCCCACUGGCACCCCUUCUGGUUCGACUCCUACUGAUAGUGAAACCUCUGCUCAAGGAAGUGCUACUUCUCAAAAGAAAGAAUCCAGCAGUGUGGGUGAUUCUUCUCAAACCAAUGAAGAAUCCAACACCGGAAGUAAUUCUUCUGAAAAGAAGGAAUCCAAAAGCCAAAGCUCAUCUACCACCACAUCAGUUAAAGAGGUUGAGAGCCAAACAUCCUCGGAAGUCAUGUCUUUUAUUUCAAAUCUUGAGAAGAAGUAUUCACACAAUGCAGAACUCAAAGUCUUUUUCGACAAACUAAAGACUUCCAUGUCUGCUUCCUCAAAGCUUUCUACCUCAAAUGCACAAGAAUUCGUCUCUGGGAUGAAAUCUGCUGCUUCCAAACUAUCAGAGGCCAUGAUGUUCGUGUGUUCAAGGUUUAGCCAAUCCCAAGAGACCAAGUCCAACAUGGAAACUUCCCAACAACAAGUGUUGAAGACUCUCAAGGAACUACAAGACAUCAACAGCCAAAUCGUAAGUGGAAAGAAAGUGACAUCAACACAAAAGACAGAGCUUAAGCAGACGAUCACCAAUUGGGAACAAGUCACAACCCAAUUCGUUGAGACCGCUGCUUCUUCAAAGUCAUCUUCAUCUUCAUCUUCAUCUUCUUCUCAUGGCAGUGUAAAGAUAGCCCAGACGAACUGAGUUGAAAGCCUAAGCACCAUCAAUGAACCCUAAAUCAGCAAGAAAGACAAACUAGUACCGCCAAAUAUUUUAUUUUAGUAUCUUACUAGAGAUUUUGUUUUCGCUUUUUAAAUAAUACUAAGAUUGGUAUAGGCCAGCAAUGGCUAUAAACCAACGUAUGCAAGUAAAAAAAAAUUACUCUGUAAAAAAUAAUUAUAGAUUGUAAGCGCUCUGUAUUGUUGUUAACAUGCAGAAGUGAGUAAGACCCAUUAAAGGGAUUUUGAAUAAUUUUCUUCUCCUUUAAAUUUAA
Molecule: messenger RNA, 2294 nt
Organism: Camelina sativa (false flax)
Lineage: Eukaryota; Viridiplantae; Streptophyta; Magnoliopsida; Brassicales; Brassicaceae
Source: RefSeq, a predicted model, not a curated record